AUGGUGAAGACGGCAGGCCCUGACCUUAAGCGAUACAUGGACAAACGAUUGAGCUUGAAGCUUAAUGGAAAUCGAAAAGUUUCGGGUGUUCUGCGCGGUUUCGAUCAAUUUAUGAAUGUAACGCUGGACGAGACGGUCGAAGAGGUGUCGGCCACUGAGUCAAAUCGGAUCGGCAUGGUGGUCAUUCGAGGUAACAGCAUUGUUCAGUUCGAGUGUCUCGACCGAAUUUAA
This is a messenger RNA of Plasmopara halstedii, 231 nucleotides long. RefSeq names its product small nuclear ribonucleoprotein g. The coding region runs from base 1 to 231 and encodes 76 amino acids. NCBI's taxonomy places the organism in Eukaryota, Oomycota, Peronosporomycetes, Peronosporales, Peronosporaceae. The record is from RefSeq and is a predicted model, not a curated record. Gene Ontology annotation, biological process: spliceosomal snRNP assembly; mRNA splicing, via spliceosome. Gene Ontology annotation, cellular component: precatalytic spliceosome; U5 snRNP; P granule. The transcript has 2 exons. Gene Ontology annotation, molecular function: RNA binding.